Molecule: messenger RNA, 3375 nt
Organism: Penicillium antarcticum
Lineage: Eukaryota; Fungi; Ascomycota; Eurotiomycetes; Eurotiales; Aspergillaceae
Exons: 2
Coding region: 1-3375 (1124 amino acids)
Source: RefSeq, a predicted model, not a curated record
AUGCCCAAUAUCAAACACCGCGCCACUCCUGAGGAGACUCUUCAAUACUAUCGAGACAUGGAGGAAGAGGUUGGCUCCGAGAGGAGUGCCUGGCGCAAGGCCAAUCGAGCUCGCUUGGAUGGCUCGGAUAAUUACUACAUUUUGAUGCAGGCUACGAAGCAUGAGUACGUAUACCAUGUCGUGAUCCGAUUGGAACUCUGCACCAACACCAUGAAUAGGCCUCCCGUUUACCAUUCUCUCUCCAAGCCAAUCGGCAGGUGCUCUUCGACUCUUUCGUCCAAGUCGAUUAUCGAGUAUUUCAUGUCCACCGAAGAGAAGCUCGACUGCGACAACACCACGUCCACCAACAAGCAACUCAACUUCGUUCAUGAGCAGCUUGUAAAGAUCAACCUUCAUUCCAACUCUGCGCCAACUCCCACUGGUCCUUCCAACGCUGCUACGACCUUCCACCUCGAGGCUGUUGUUCAGCGCGCUCAGGGCUCUAUGAAGCAGGAUUUCUCUGAUCGUCUUCGUCUCAACCCUUUGCAUGCUACAGUCAACGUCCAAGACGAGAUCGUCACGGACGAGGAUGAUAAGAGUGAUAUCCCUUUGCUGUCUCGCGAGGUUGAGUUGGACGGCACCUGGAAGUAUCUCUCCCCAGACGGUAGCAUCUACGACAAGUACAACAAAGCCAGAGUAAACGGUGGUCUGCCGCUUCGCUUCUGGAUCUCUCGCAAUGCCGCUGAUAACCUUGAUCCCUCCGUUCUCAGAUCCAUUCGCUCUUCCAAGUUUGACCUUGCUCGUUUCGCGUCUCUUGAUGGUCCAGCUUCUUUCGAUGAUCCCGCUUCUCUCAAUGAUCCCGCUUCUCUUAAUGAUCCCGCUUCUCUUAAUGAUCCCGCUUCUCUUAAUGAUCCCGCUUCUCUUAAUGAUCCCGCUUCUCUUAAUGAUCCCGCUUCUCUUAAUGAUCCCGCUUCUCUUAAUGAUCCCGCUUCUCUUAAUGAUCCCGCUUCUCUUAAUGAUCCCGCUUCUCUUAAUGAUCCCGCUUCUCCUCCUGCCCCUAGGACUAUGAAAUGGGAAUGCACCGAUGGUCACCGUUUCCGUUCUUUCGAAGAAGCCUAUUUCCACGGUCAGGUCUCGCGUGAAGUUUAUCCAGAACCCGAGUCUGUAACUCUAUCUUUUGACAAAAUGUAUGGAUCAGACGAUGAGACCGACGACUCUAUGAAUGUGGAUGUUCAUAAUGACUCUGACAAGCCUACAUUUUCCACUGUCCAACCCGCUACUCCUGUUGCUGGUUUGAAGGAGUCCGAUGAUGAGACUCUCGUCGGCAUCGACGCUGCUGCGAGGGCUGAUUCUCGUACUGACACUGGCAAGCCUGCUUGGACAAACAUCGACGGUUAUGUUUCGCCUGGUUUCCGGCCCUCGACUCCUAUCGGCGGUUGGAAGAAGCGGUCUGACGACAAGAGUCACGACACGGAUGCGAAUGUUGAUAGUCUGGGCAGACUUGCUCAUACUCGCGUUCUCCGUUCUGCUUCUUUUCGGCAUCGUGCUCCUUCUGAUUUUAGGAAGCCGGCUGGGGAUAGACCCGAGUUCGAUCUGAAACAGUACUCCUAUGGCGGCCCUGGAUUCAAUUCUCCUGAUAAUCUGGAUGGUGCUGGUUCUGCUACCCUCCGAGUCCACAGUCCUCCUGCUCGCGGCUGGAAGGCUGAAGCUGAUGAUGCUCGCGACGCUUACGACUAUUCUGGCUACGGCCUUGACGGUGCUGCUUCUCCUGGUCUCCGCUCAUGUACCCCUCCUGCUUGUGGCUGGAAGUUUGAAACUGCGGAAGCGAUGUAUGCUUGUUAUGCGAAUGAUCGUCCCAACAGCUGCGUUGUGCCUCCGCUUACUGUUUCUCGCAAUGUGUCUGGCAACAUGUCUUCUGAGGCUUGUGUCAACCAAUUUGAGCGCUCUGCUGCUCCUUCACCUGAGGUUUCUUCGCCGGAUUUUUCUUUCGCUGAAAAGUCGUCUGCCGGCUUUCCUUUCAAUGGCACUUCAUCUGCUUCGGGCUGCGCUGAAACCCGUGAGGAAGCCGCUCUAUCGAGUGUUGGGUCUGCUGUCCACUCCGAACAAUGCUGGGAGCCUCUUAUGGACGAUAUCCAGGGCAUGCUCAAGAAAGAGCCCAACAUAGACUUCAAGUGGACUGCCAAUGUUCCUGUUCAACUCACCAAUGGCCAGCAGGCAUCUUUUCAUGCCCCCCUGGCUGCCAAAGAUACGCGCAGCUGUGCUACUUCCGUCGUGGACGAUGUCAAAAGCGACACUGCCGACGCCGCCUCCAUCCAUGAUACCAGCAUGGGCUCUGAUAGCGAUGCUUUGCCCCCUCGACACUACAGCAAAGACCUCUUCGGCAAUAACGGUUGGCUUGAUCAGACCAUUAUCGCCAAGACUAACAACAAGCGACGAGUUAGUUCGGGCCUCAAGGGGCUGGGACAGACUAUGAAGUCACACAUCAAGGAUCUGACUGGAGAGCCCAAGAGAGGACGUAUCUCCACAGUCAAUCCUACCAUCGCCAUCGAGAUCACGGCAGCUCUCUCUCUGAGCAUCGAGACGCAGGUCAAGCUUUACGCUGAGCUCGAGUACCUGAUUGUCACUACCGCAAACCAAUUCCUGAUGGACGAAUAUUACGACGGACACAUUUCUGAUCUCUCAAUCCGCCGAUUGAACAAGGAAUGGAUCUCCAAGAACCGUCCUGGUGUCCCUCAGUUCUGCUUUGACCAGUCCACCCAGCGUGAGCUUAUCUUCGCCAACCGCCAGAGCGUCAACUUUGGCGGCCGUGCCUCCACUCAGCCCAUGCUACUGCACUCAAUCUUCAGCAACUGGAAGGCAGUUUGCACCGAGACAAGUGUUCGCUCUUUCUGUCUCCCAGAUUCCGCCGUCCGCAAGCACUUGCGUGACAUUGAGGGUAUCUUGGAACUUCUGCAGGCCUCCCCCUCCGUUAUGGAGACCAUGCAGAUCCUUGCCAUGCGUACUCGCGAGGAGAUCCUCCAAGUCCGUGUUAGUCGUACUGCGCGCACAUCCUUUGGCUCUAGCGAUGGCCCUGACACAACCAGCACCCCCAGCACCCCCAGCACUCCCGGCGCAACUUUGGACACUAUCCUUCGACACACUACCAUGAAUUCUUCGGGCUCGAAUCCUUUCCGUACUCCUCGGAUCCCCCAGUCGCGCCGUCGUCAGAAUUCGCUGAAUUCGUCCAUUCCAGAGACACCUCUAUCUUUUUCUCAUAAUCACGCGGCUACUUUUGAGCGUGCUGGAUGGCCUGCUGAGUUUGCCAUUGACCGUCGCCAUCAUCAGGUGGCCUUGCAGGCUAAAACGUCUCUCUUUGAUGGACUUGCACUUCGCGAUCGUGAGCGUGCCCGCCACUGA